Cololabis saira (Pacific saury) is the source of this 2800-nucleotide messenger RNA. Its product is annotated as sentrin-specific protease 7-like. The transcript is spliced from 23 exons. NCBI's taxonomy places the organism in Eukaryota, Metazoa, Chordata, Actinopteri, Beloniformes, Belonidae. The coding region runs from base 140 to 2773 and encodes 877 amino acids. Gene Ontology annotation, cellular component: cytoplasm; nucleus. Gene Ontology annotation, biological process: protein desumoylation. Gene Ontology annotation, molecular function: SUMO-specific endopeptidase activity. The record is from RefSeq and is a predicted model, not a curated record.
CGUGUGUUGUUCCAUGGAGGAGCCGGUUCAGUUCUGGUGAAGGUUUUUACCUGGUUUUACCUGGAUUUACCUGGAUUUACCUGGAUUUAACCCGGUGCAGCUACAUGGACCGGACCUCAGGAACCUCCAGAACCUCAGGAUGACGUUUCCGUAUAAAAUCCCCAAGAAAACUCCAGGAGACCGAGACUCCGCCCACCUGCACUCAUCACCACUGUCCCGCCUACAGAGCUCCACCCCCCAGGUAAAGGGUUACGGGGAUUCUUCCAGCAGAGGAGGAGCCACCAAGGUGCAUGCUGGGAAUGGCUGGGGAUCGUCCUCUAACAGACUCAGCGCCUCCUAUCUGCCGUUCAGGACGGUCGUCAAGGCCGUGCUGGGAAUUAACGAGUCUCCGUCACAGUCCAGGGAGAGAAACGAGUCGUCAGCAAACGGGUGGCGUCCUAAGAGAGCGUCAGACCGGCUGCUGCCUCCGUCUGAUACACACAAGAACAGUUCAGGUGUGAAGUCUCCGAGCAGAACCAUCUCCGUGGACUCACUGGACUCCCUGGACUCUCUGUCGGUGCUGAGGGCCCCGGGGCAUGCUGGGAAUUCUUCAGUGUCAGAGAAGAAAGACUCCACCGACAGGAAGAUCAGCUCAGAUAAACCUCUGGGGAAGACGUGGUCCAGUUCUGGUCUGGAGGAGACGAGGGAGGACGAGACGGUCUGUCCCUCCAGAACCAGGACCUCAGACGUCCUCCAGUCCUCUUCAUCCUCCUCCUCUUCUUCCAUGAAGACCCUCCCGUCCCUCAGAACCAGCAGGAGGAGCCUGAGCCCUCCGGAGGAUCUGGAGGAGGAAAGGAUGGAGACCCAGAGAGGAGGAGGAGGGAGGAGGAGAGGAGGGAGGACUGGAGGAUUAAACCUGCCCCACAAGAAACCCAGAACCAGUGAACCCAUUGUUCUGUCCAGUGAAGAAGAGGAGGAGGAGGAAGAGCAGAUCAUAGAUGAAGACCAGAAGAAGUCUCGGACCGGGGUCCAGAGUUCACCUGAGAAGAUGAAGGUUGUGUCAGACCUGAACUCCUCCUUCCUGCAGAUUCCCUUCUCUUCAGUCCACGCCGGACUGAUGAAAACAGAAGCUAACGGACCCUUGAUGAUCUCCGACAGCGGCAUCACCCUCCCCCUGAAAGGCUCGGAGGACGGCGAGGACGGAGAGGUUUCCAUCGUAGCGUCGGAGCUCCGGGGCUACGGCGUCUGGGACGGGGGCGUGGCCGGGGGCGGGACUCUGCUGCAGGGCCGGACAGGCCCCGCCCCCUCGCUGCUCUUCCUCUGGGUGUCGGACGCUCAAGCUAACCUGCUGCACCGGGAGCUGGCGGCCAUGUUGGAUCCCGCCGCCGCCGGUCCCAGCUGCGUCCUCCUGCUGGUGGUUCUGCAGCAGCAGCUUCCGGAGAUGCAGGCCGGGAUUCUGGCCUCCAUCCUGGACAUGGACCAGUACCGGCUGGGCCGGGGAGGCCCCGCCCCCUCACACAGAGGCCCCGCCUCCCCGCUGGACUGGGCCGAGGGGCUGGUUCUGGUCCACAACCUCGGCCCUCCGGUGGACCAGCACCUGCUAAAGCUGCUGGGACGAUCCACGCAGGAGUCCAGUCGGCCCGGUCUCGGCCUCAGGACCCGAUCCGGCCUGAAACCCGCUGGGCAGGGACAGCUGCCCACCAGGCUGAUCCAGUACCCUCUCCAACCCUGUAAGGGCCGGAUCUCCGUCUCCAGGGAGGACCUGGUCUGUCUGGGGGACGGACAGUUUCUCAACGACGUCAUCAUCGACUUCUACCUCAAGUUCCUGCUCCUGGAGGGCGUGUCCGGCCCCGUGGCCGACAGGAGUCACGUCUUCAGCAGCUUCUUCUUCAAGCAGCUGAGCCGGCGGAGAGCGGCCGGCGAGGGCGACGCCCCCUCUGUCCCCGACCGCCGCACCCGACACCAGCGGGUGAAGACGUGGACCCGGAACGUGGACAUCUUCACCAAAGACUUCCUGUUCGUGCCUGUCAAUCAAGAAUUCAGGUCUCAGUGGAGGUUCUGGUUCUGGAGAUGCUGGACCUACUCUCUGGUUCUGGUUCUGGUUCUGGAGCUUCUGGUUCUGGAGAUGCUGGAUCUACUGGUUCUGGGCUCACUGUUCCUGGUGGUGGUCUGUUUCCCGGGCCUGGAGGAGGUCCAGAAGGAGGACUUCCAGAACCCAGCAGGUGAGACUCUGGAGGGACCGGACCGAGCUGAAGCACAAGUGAAGGACCAGAACCCGCGGAACCUGAAACCACCGGGUUCUAUUGAUGGUUCUAUUCUGGGUUCUAAUGCUGGUUCUGUUAGCGGUUCUGCAGGUUCUAAUGCUGGUUGUGUCUGCAGGAAUGUUCUCAGCUCGGGCUGCCAGAGGAAAACGGUGACCAAGAGGCCCUGCAUCCUGGUCAUGGACUCCCUGAAACUGUCGUCCCACGACAACGUCUGCAGACUCAUCAGAGACUACCUGCAGGUGGAGUGGGAGGUCCGCAGGACGUCGUCCCCCCGUCUCUUCUCGUCCAACGCCGUCCGCAGCAGCAGCUGCUCCGUCCCCCAGCAGGACAACAGCAGCGACUGUGGAGUCUACCUGCUGCAGUACGUGGAGACGUUUCUACAGAACCCGGUGGUGAACUUUGACCUCCCCCUGAACCUGCAUACCUGGUUUCCACGGCAACGGGUCCGGCAGAAGAGAGAGGAGAUCCGGACUCUGAUCCUGGACCUGCACCGGAACCAGACCAGGAACCAGACCAGGACCAGGACCUAGAACUGAUCCUGGACCUGAUCCUGGACC